Messenger RNA from Vigna unguiculata (cowpea), 477 nucleotides. RefSeq lists its product as uncharacterized. The record is from RefSeq and is a predicted model, not a curated record. Lineage: Eukaryota; Viridiplantae; Streptophyta; Magnoliopsida; Fabales; Fabaceae.
AUGCUUCUGCUUUUGAGUUUGGGCCUGGCCCAAGGCCAGCCUUGUAGGGAACCCCAGUACUCUUGCAACUCACUCACUCUUACUUGUCCCCCUUUCAGAAACUGUCCCCCCUCACUCACUCUUGUCUCCAGAAAAGAAGUUCUGCUAGGGCAAGACCAGGUUCCCCUGCUUGAGAAUCGAAAAACUGUUCCAACUCAUUUAUGUGUUUCUGGAGCUGCGGUGUUCUGUGGUUGUGGACCCUUAUCGUUUGCUAGCGUUCAAUUUAAGAUGGGGCUAAUCCUAGUGGUAGAUCUGAUGGGGGCAGCGGCGCUGUUUAGCUGGACCCGUUUCUUUUGGCUCUUAGGAGAGAUGUCUAUGCCCUAAAGCCUUAAAUGAACUUUCUUGCUCUAGGAGCAACAUCUUUUGAACGUUUAUGGAUAACUGUAACAGGGAAUUCUUUAAGUAUGGUACUCUUCGGGUUGCUCGGUUUAUUGGUAU